This is a messenger RNA of Tigriopus californicus, 1438 nucleotides long. RefSeq lists its product as uncharacterized. The coding region runs from base 71 to 1402 and encodes 443 amino acids. The record is from RefSeq and is a predicted model, not a curated record. The transcript is spliced from 2 exons. Lineage: Eukaryota; Metazoa; Arthropoda; Copepoda; Harpacticoida; Harpacticidae.
AUAUGAAACAAGCAGGCAACGAAGCAAGCAAGCAGCCUUCGUGACGCAAGCCUCUGAGUGAAUUGAAAACAUGAAAAUUCUACCAUUUGUAUCCGGUUUGGUUGUGCUCACCUGGUUCGUUCAGUGCCAAGGACAGACUGAGGAUUGUCAAACUAAAGGAGAGAUCCCCAUCUCAGAAAUUGUGGCAAGUGGGGGGAAAACCUUACAGGGAUGCCCCUACAGUUAUUUCGUACUCACUAUCGAGCCCUUGACGUCGAUAUUUAUAAGUCGAGGGAACUUUGAGCUUCAAAUCAAAGAUGGGGGGGAAAGCCUGCCAACCUUCACAACCAAUGUAACCAGGUCUUUGAAGAUCGCCACGAAAUCGGAUGAGGUCACGCUAACCGGUUCCGGCGACAUCACUCUAAAGAUAUCGUUUCAAGAGUUUCCCCUAAUUUUGACCACCAAAGACAUUGCCAAGCCACUCACUGGGCGAGAAAAGAUCGCCGACUUGCAACCCAAUUCCCGUCAUCAUUACAACUUUGACACAAUUGAGGGGGUGCACGAAUUGGAUGUUACGUGGAACCUCCAAGAAUUGGACAAUGGCUUUUUGGCCGUGAGAUCGGGGAAUGGUCGCAUUGGAUUGUUGUCAGUCAGGGGAUCCAAAACUAAUCAGGAAAAGGUGGCAGUGAUGGUCAAAGACGAGGAAAGCACUUUGCAAGUGGAUUUGAUCACUCAAAAUUCGAUCCAUGCGUUUUCCAAUGUCAUUGAUUUUGAGCUCAAGUACAACUUAGCCGAGAAAGAGAUCAUCACAACAACGCAAGAGCCUUCAACCGAGCCAACACUGAAUCCGGACAUGGAUCCCGUAGAGAUAUUUGUUGUAGCCGUGAAUGAGGAAGAUUUUGCCGCGAGCAAUGCCGUCAAGUUGCAAGACACAAUCGAGAAUUGGGCUCAAGAAUAUAUCAGUGGGUCCAAUGGCACCGCUGGAAGUUGCAAUGUUCAAUUUUUCCCUUUGGUCUCUUGUCGGCAAAUUUGUCAAAUGACCGCUGAUAUUGAUCGAGGUUGUGUGGCAUUUUUCGUGAACGUUGUGCCCAACAUUUUCUGUCCAUACACAAACUCUCUUCUUCGUCGGGAUGUCGAGUCCGACAAGCAAUCCGAGUUGGACGGCCUAGUUGAUGAAUUCAAGGCCAAACGGAUCAUUGCCGACAAUUGCUUGCAAGGUGAACAUGGUUGGCUCAUUAUGACGAUCUUAUUGCCCGUUGGAACGGUGGUGUUUAUGAUUUUGGCCGCCAUUGUGAUGAGCUUCGCCAAUCGUUCCACUAAGAUGAAGAAGACGAAGGGAAUAGAAUUGGAUAAAUCCCGUGACGAGGCUGAUCCUACCACUCUUAACGGUCCAUUACCCGCUUAUCUAUCAGUAGAGCAUUAAAAAGACAAAACCCUGAAAUAGAUGCCACAAGCUAUA